Messenger RNA from Myxocyprinus asiaticus (Chinese sucker), 1755 nucleotides. Its product is annotated as guanine deaminase-like. Lineage: Eukaryota; Metazoa; Chordata; Actinopteri; Cypriniformes; Catostomidae. The transcript has 14 exons. The coding region runs from base 26 to 1378 and encodes 450 amino acids. Gene Ontology annotation, molecular function: guanine deaminase activity; zinc ion binding. Gene Ontology annotation, biological process: guanine catabolic process. Gene Ontology annotation, cellular component: cytosol. The record is from RefSeq and is a predicted model, not a curated record.
UUAAGUUUGAGAUUUUGUGCCAAUAAUGAGCCGGAACGAGACAACCACGCACAUUACGCACGUCUUCAGUGGGACAUUUGCGCACUCCACAACAAGUGCGGCUGUAGAAAUACUACAGAACUGUGUCUUAGGAGUCGACAAUGAGGGGAAGAUUGCCUUUAUUGAAAAAGAGCCAGAUGUGGUCAGCCUCUCAAACAUAUGGGGGUUUGAAACUGCAGAAAUAAAACAACUUGAACAACAUGAGUUCCUUAUGCCAGGAAUGGUUGAUACACACAUCCAUGCAUCUCAGUAUAGCUACACUGGCACUGCCUUAGAUCUGCCUUUACUAGAGUGGCUCAGCACUUACACUUUCCCUGUGGAAGCCAAAUAUAAAGACCUGGACUUUGCCAACAAUGUCUACACUAAAGUUGUGAGAAGAACUUUAAAGAAUGGCACCACUACUGCUUGUUACUUUGCCACAAUACACACUGAUGCUUCCAUUUUGCUUGGAGAGCUUGCAGAUAAGUUCGGACAGAGAGCUUUAGUGGGCAAAGUUUGCAUGGACGACAAUCCUGCAGUUCCGCAAUAUAAAGAAAGCUCAAAUGAAUGUAUAGAGGAGACAGAUCGUUUUGUCAUAGAGCUUCUCAAAAAGGAGUACACGAAUGUUAAGCCUGUGGUCACUCCUCGAUUUGCUCCCUCCUGUUCUGCUUCAUUGCUCAGUGCAUUGGGUGCAAUCGCCAAUAACAAGCUUCAUAUUCAGAGUCACAUAAGUGAGAACAAAAAGGAGGUGGAGCUUGUGAAGAAAUUGUUCCCAGAUUGCAAAUCCUACACUGAUGUUUACCUCAAGCAUAACCUGCUCACAGAGAAGACUGUAAUGGCCCAUGGCUGUCACCUAACUGAUGAAGAACUGAAGAUCUUCCACGAAAGAGGAUCUGCUAUCUCUCACUGUCCUAACAGUAACAUUUGUGAGAUUUGUAGUGGUUUACUGAAUGUGCGCAAUGUUUUGAACCACAAAGUGAAAUUGGGUUUGGGGACAGAUGUUGCAGGAGGAUACUCUCCAUCCAUACUGGAUGCAAUGCGAAGAACUCUGGACACAUCUAAAGCCCUGACCAUCCAGGACCCUCAGCAUCAGACUCUAACCUUUGAAGAGGUUUUUAGACUGGCUACACUUGGUGGUAGUGAGGCCCUUUCAUUGGAUGAUCAGAUAGGAAACUUUGUGGUCGGGAAGGACUUUGAUGCCCUGAGAGUGAAUGUUUGCGUUCCUGGUGGGCCGAUCGAUUUGUUUCCUGGAGAUGGCCCCAAGCUCAUUUUGGAGAAGUUUUUGAAUUUGGGUGAUGAUCGAAAUAUUACUGAAGUCUAUGUUGCUGGAAGACAAGCGGUUCCAUUUUCGGAUACAUAGUUUCGGAUACAUAGUUUCGGAUACAUCGAGUCUUUCUUGAAUCAAGUCUGGACAUUAUUGUCACCACAAAUAUAAUAUAUUAAGGCUGGUGUUAAUAUUGAUGUUUAGGUUCCUACUCACGAAAAGCUGUAAUUAGCAAAUGAGGAUGGAGACAUUAAUGAUACUUAUACAUUUUUAUUAUUUAGUUAGUGUCUUGAUAAAUAUUUGCUUUAGAAAGCAUCUUGCUUUAAAUGUGAAAGAUGAUAAAAUUUGUUGAAUGCUCAAAUAGUUGUUGUUUUCUCAAUUAUUGUCUUCUGUUUACUAGUUAAUUUGAUCAUGGACAACAUUUGUUAAAUUGUACAAAUAUAGCACUUAUAAUAUUUUAUAUUAAGCUAAUA